UACUAAGGGGAGGAGGGGUUACGUCCUAAACUACCGGAGAGACGCCCAUGCUCAAACUCACGCUCACACUCACACUACUUAUCAACUGUCUGUCCUGACAAGACUGAGACAUCAGAUGUCCGCGGGAAAUAUGGAACUUGAGGGAAAAAGAAAAAUGAAGGAGCAAUGUGCCCUGAGGAAGGACAUCAUCAAAGAGUUCCUGGCAGAAUUUCUGGGGAUAUUCGUAUUAAUAGUUCACCUCCCCAUCCUGUCCUGUCUGUCUGAGUGGCACAGCUCAGUGGCUGGGUUUACUGAGGCUCAGUCUCAGUGGCUUCAAUGAGUCAGUGGUCAUCCUGAUCAGCGCCACAACAUAAAUGGACUAAUCCACUCCUCACAACAGAAACAGCUAUUUUUGGACAAAAUCAUUCCUUCAACACUUUUGUUUUGAUUUGCUUGUCCUUCUAAUAAAACAAUGAAAGGAUGAAUGAUAAUUUCCCAUGCUUCAAAUGGGACAUAUUCGAUGGCAUUCUUCUUACAGGGUUCAGGGGGAACGCACUGAUCUAAAAGAAAAUCUAAUUAGAAAUGAAGGCUGUAGAACAAGAGGACUAGUCUUUUAUGCAUAAUUAGAAAUGAAAAAACAACUUUUUCUUCCUCCUGCCAACAUGUUUUUGCUUUUGUUUUUUGUCUCUGUCUCCGUCCCAGCUCUUUGGAUGUGGCUCGGUGGCCCAGACAGUGCUGAGUAAGGGAGCUCUGGGAGAACCCCUGACCAUCCACAUCGGCUUCACUCUGGGGGUGAUGAUGGCCGUCUACGUGGCUGGGGGAGUGUCAGGGGCCCAUGUGAACCCAGCAGUCUCUCUGGCCAUGGUGGUCCUGGGCAAGCUGCCUAUAAAGAAGUUCCCUGUCUACGUGGCAGCACAGUUCCUGGGUGCCUUCGCUGGAUCUUGUGCUGUCUAUGGGUUGUAUUACGAUGCCUUAAUGGAACACACAGGAGGAGUUAUGCAAGUUACUGGCAUCAAUGCCACAGCUAAUAUAUGGGCAUCCUACCCUGCCAAGCACAUCUCAGUCCUUGGAGGAUUCGUAGACCAGGUGAUAGGAACAGCUGCCUUGAUCCUGUGCAUUCUGGCCAUUAUUGAUGGGAAGAACAUUGGCGCUCCUAAAGGGAUGGAGCCACUGUGCAUUGGCCUGAUCAUAAUGGCCAUCGGAGUGUCCAUGGGACUCAACUGUGGCUAUCCCAUCAACCCUGCUAGAGACCUGGGCCCAAGGCUCUUCACUGCUGUGGCCGGAUGGGGCAUGGAGGUGUUCCGUGCUGGAGGCUGCUGGUGGUGGAUCCCAGUAGCGGGGCCAAUGGUGGGAGGAGUGGUGGGAGCCGCCAUUUACUUCCUGUUCAUCGAGCUGCACCAUGCCGAGCCUGAGAAACAGGGGGAGAACAACGUCAAGGACAAAUACGAGAUGGUCACCCUGAGUUAGACAGAGAGGCCAUGAGCACCAAUGGUACUGAGGCUUGGCAGCUUCCUACCCCUUUAACCCUCAACAGGCUAAACAUUCACUUCAAUGAGGCCACACUUGACACAACCUUCUCUGCUUGCACAAGAGUAAUUUCCUCUGUCUAAGGGACCUGAGGUCAGGUCUCAGUCUCUGCAUUCUCAUGGACAGGUCUGCUGAAAGAAUGCCAAUUGAGCCAAAACAUUAAAAAAUGAAAAGAUGUAUGUAAUGUUAAAUUCACAAUCACAAGCUGAGAUCUCAGGCAUGUUUACUAGCCCAUGACAUCAUCAUCAGGUGUUCAGACUAUCCAUUCUACUCUUAAUAAUUUAUAUUGCAUCUCUUGUAUAGGGCUAUUUUUCAUUGCAGGAGGAAUUUGCCAAGUUUGAAACCAUCUCAUUAUUUUCUAUCUUUCAGGCAGAGGUGAUGGUAAAUGUUAUUAACCACAUUAAUGGCAAAUGUUAUUAACAACAUAGAAAAUAGCCAGUCACAGUUUCUGUGAUUGAAGGAAGGAAGUGUGUAUAUUUUUUUGUCAUUGAGCUAGUUUAAUGGUAUGCUCUCUGGAGUGUCUUCCGUCUUCUGCUUCACUUCGUCCAUCUAUUUGUUACAGUUAUGUGAAUCGCUCUGCCUGCUGCGACACACAGCCUCAUCACUGCAUGUGUGCUAUAGCUAACACACAUCUAUGUAUUUGUGCUUUGAAAUGCUCAUAGUCUUUUUUUUUUUUUUUUAGAGUGCAGAAAAAACAGACAAUGUGUGUGAAAUGAGCCUCCCACCGUUCUCUCGUUGAGCACAGAACUGUGUAUCGUGACACGGCAUCACUUCUAAAUGAUUUUUUAUCUGACUAUUAUUUCCUCUUAUAUAACGUUCCUGCUGUCAUGUGCACACAUUUUCAUAGAAGCAUGAGUAGGGAAGCCUAGUAUCUACAGUACCUAGCAUGAGUAGGGAAGCCUAGUAUCUACAGUACGUAGCAUGAGUAGGGAAGCCUAGUAUCUACAGUACCUAGCAUGAGUAGGGAAGCCUAGUAUCUACAGUACCUAGCAUGAGUAGGGAAGCCUAGUAUCUACAGUACCUAGCAUGAGUAGGGAAGCCUAGUAUCUACAGUACCUAGCAUGAGUAGGGAAGCCUACUAGUAUCUACAGUACCUAGCAUGAGUAGGGAAGCCUAGUAGUAUCUACAGUACCUAGCAUGAGUGGGGAAGCCUAGUAGUAUCUACAGUACCUAGCAUGAGUAGGGAAGCCUAGUAGUAUCUACAGUACCUAGCAUGAGUAGGGAAGCCUAGUAUCUACAGUACCUAGCAUGGACAUGUUUUAAUAAACAAUAUACUGUAUGAAGAGUCCAAUGAGAGAUAGUUUACCCCACUGGCCAAUGGCCAUAUGGGAAUGUAUAAAAAUUGUUUGUUUAUCGUAAUCAUUACAUUAUUCCUCCAAUGAUGUGACUAGGAUUUAACCACUAAGGAACUCCUACACUAUGACCAAUAGUGAACUGGACAAUAACAGAAUAACAUCAGUACAACUUCCAAGAAUAGAGCCCUCAGACAAAAACACUCAAAUGAACCAAGUCCUUCCAUCCUAGUGAUGUUAUUUAGCCAUGGGUGGGCAGAGGAACAGGGCUGGGCAGAGGAACACUAGUUCCCUAUUCCCAGAAGAGCCCUCACCAAUGAAACACAUAGCAUUUUAUAACCUGUAUGUGGCUUGCUACUGAACCAGAUAUAAUUCGUAGGGGAAAAUGUAGCUCUUUAGAAAUGAUUUUCUCUAUUAUUUUGCACCUUUGUUACUUAGUGGUUUAGUUGCUGUAGUUUCUUAUUGUAGUUAGUUUUUUGUUUAAAGAAAUUGCUACAUGUACUUUGGAUGACUACAUGACGCUAGCUUGAUUCUCCUGAGAUUCAACCUUUGGAGGAGUACAAUGUUUUAUGGCUGUUGUUUUUCUGUUGCUUCACUUGACUUAAAAAAAUGAUAAAAGGCACUUUUACUCACACAAUUUUUCUCAGAUGCUAUUUGAUAAAAGUUACUUCUUUGUAAAGGCAAUUUUGUAGAUUUUACAAAAAUAAAUAUUUGAUGUGUA
Oncorhynchus tshawytscha (Chinook salmon) is the source of this 3519-nucleotide messenger RNA. Its product is annotated as aquaporin-9. NCBI's taxonomy places the organism in Eukaryota, Metazoa, Chordata, Actinopteri, Salmoniformes, Salmonidae. Gene Ontology annotation, molecular function: water channel activity; urea transmembrane transporter activity; glycerol channel activity. The coding region runs from base 775 to 1446 and encodes 223 amino acids. Gene Ontology annotation, cellular component: basolateral plasma membrane; plasma membrane. The transcript has 7 exons. Gene Ontology annotation, biological process: water transport; glycerol transmembrane transport. The record is from RefSeq and is a predicted model, not a curated record.